Cricetulus griseus (Chinese hamster) is the source of this 340-nucleotide messenger RNA. Lineage: Eukaryota; Metazoa; Chordata; Mammalia; Rodentia; Cricetidae. The record is from RefSeq and is a predicted model, not a curated record.
UAUAAGGUACUAUUAUCCUGUUUAUAGGAUGAGCGAUAUGAUACAUCGUAGAAUGAAGAUGCCCUGGUUUUGGUUUGACCUUUGGUACCUUAUGUUUAAAGAAGGACGGGAACACAGAAGGGGACUCAAGAGGCUACAUACUUUCACCAACAAUGUCAUUGCUGAACGGGUCAGUGACAUGAAGGCAAAGGAGGACUGGACAAGUGCUGGCACUGGUUGUGAACCCUCCAAAAGUAAGCGCAAGGCCUUUCUUGACUUGCUUUUGAGUGUGACUGAUGAGGACGGAAACAGGUUAAGCCAUGAAGACAUCCGAGAGGAAGUUGACACCUUCAUGUUUGAG